UGUCCCUUCACUUCUUCUCUCUCUCUCUCUCUCUCUCUCUCUCACUCUAGUCUCUACAAGCUCUAUGCCUCAAGUCGAUCUUGAAGCCUUUGUUUGCUCCGUUGGCUCCGACACGAAGAUAGCAUGUGAGUCCACCUUCGUUGAUGACUCGGAAAGUACUCGUCCUUACUACAACAACAACUACGCCGCGAGUAGUCCGACUGAUUUCCCGCCGGAAUCUUACUUCUUGUCCAAAGAUGCUCAGCUCGAGUGGCUCACCGACAACGCCUUCUUCGACCGUAAAGAAUCGCAUAGAGGAAACUCAUCAGUGAAUAUCAAAUCCAACCCCAGCUCGAACCCUAGCUCUCAACGGUACUCCUCCAAAGCGUCGAUCAUCGGUUUGCCAAAGCCGCAGAACACGUGUUUAUACGAGGCGAAGCAGCGGAGAAACGUCGGUAAAACUGAUAAGAACCGUGUCUUCUUGAAACGGGUCGGGUCAAGAACGAAGAGGGAUCUUUCGCUACUGGAGCCUUCUUCUCCUAAAGUCUCGUGCAUGGGGAGAGUGAGAUCCAAAAGAGAACGUAGCCGUCGUCAAAAUUCGGUUCGACCGGAGAAGCCAAACCGGGUCAAGAAACCCGGGUUCUUGGCGAGUUUCAGAGCCAUCUUCCGUAUAGGAGGUGGCUGCAAACACGCGUCAUCUAAUGGGACACACGAGGACAUCAUGAGCCGGCUUCCGACGGGAGACGUUGAACCGGUGGCUCCCGGUUUGGGUGGGAUGACCCGGUUCGCUUCCGGGAGAAGAGGGGAUUUGUUAGGUGGUUGUUGACGUGUCGACAAGUGUAAUGUUUAGUGAUUGGUUGGUUUUGGUAGGACCGGCUUUAACUGUGUUGUUGUGUGUGUUUGAAAUAUCGUUGGCGCUGACGCGGCAAAGUGGUGAACGUUCUUCAGGAACACGGCAACGCGAUGGCGGUGAUUCUUACCCCACCACCAACCACACUUUGUAUUUGUUCAUGUACAUUUUUUCACAUUAUAAUCAUUGAUAUUUCUUUUUUUUUU
Messenger RNA from Raphanus sativus (radish), 1035 nucleotides. RefSeq lists its product as uncharacterized. The record is from RefSeq and is a predicted model, not a curated record. Lineage: Eukaryota; Viridiplantae; Streptophyta; Magnoliopsida; Brassicales; Brassicaceae. Bases 65 to 805 code for a protein of 246 amino acids. The transcript has a single exon.